UUAAUUGUUUAUCUAAUGCGUAUCCAUUUUUGGAUAAUUUAUUGUACAUUUUUUAUAGUGCGGUUGUUUCCUUAACUUUUAUUUAAGUAGUAAGUGCAAUAUCUUUUUUAUUAGAGUUGCUUUUUUAUAUUUUGUAUUGAAAUAACGUUUUUCUUGGUUGCUCAAUUAUUUCAGCAUACAACAGAUGUAUAAUACUCUGUUUAUUUUAUAAUUAGAGUUAAAAUAGAGUUGGUGCGCAAAAAUGUUCUAGUUAGGUGUAUUAUAAUGCAUAGAUUAUAAAGAGAACUAUGUAUAUAAUUAAUAGUAUAGUGCCACAAUUUAUAUUUACUAUAAAUUUAUAUUUACUAUAAAUAUUGUUUGAAUGUGGAUCAUAUAUAAAUAGGAAUCAUAUAAUGAGAUAACCCUGGUAAUAACCUGUUGAAUAUUGGAUUAGACGCACUACCAAGUAUAAUAUUGCUUUAUCAACCAAGUAAGUUGAAGGGAGAUGGAGUUAUUGACGUCUUUCUGUUAUGCACAGAAUCCGAACGUAUGUUUGGACCACGUAAAGUUUAGAACGUUGGAAGUUAUUGGUUGGAAGUUGAAGUUAAAGCGCAAGGUCGAAAAGAUAACGUGUUUUGUUUUGUAGUUUGUAGUUUUGUAGCUGGAUAACUCAACGUUCGGUAUAUACGUUUUAUUUUUUUAAAGAAAAUGUAGAAUAGAUAAGAAAUGUGGCUUAAAUUAAUAAUCGGAGUAGUAGCAUUUAGAGUUAUGUGUAGCUUGGUAAAUGCAUCAUCAAAUUCAACAGAACCAAAUAUUCCAUCUUUACCCUUCUGUCCCAACAAGAAUGGAUCAGGUGUAAUAUUAGUGAGUACAUUGGAUGGAAAACUUUCUGCAUUAAAUUCGUCAGGACAGUUAAAAUGGGAAAUCGAAACUGGCCCUGGACCGUUGCUUAUAUCAAACAUUCAUAAAUUGGAGUUGACCAAUAAUGGAGAAUGGAUCAGAAUAAUUCCUUCAUUAGCUGGAACUUUAUAUAAAUUUGAUGGAAAUACAAUUGAUCCCAUUUCAAUAUCAGCUGAGGCCCUACUAAGAUCUUCUUUCCGCUAUUCAGAUGAUCUUGUUAUUGCUGGUGGAUUAGAGGUUCGUACUUAUGGCGUUGGAUUUAACUCAGGCAAAAUGCUUUAUGAAUGCAAUCAAAGUAAAUGUUCUACUCAUGAAAAAGAAGAAAUGGAUGAUGUCUUGAUCAUUGAAAGAACUACUCAGACAAUUAGAGCUGUCGAACCAAGGACUGGUUACGAAAGGUGGAACUUCAGUGUGGGACUUCACAAUAUUAAGCUACCUCAAGUGUCAUGCAUAGACCCUAAGUUAUUUAAUCCUAAUAUAACAGCUGUUGUUCCUGAAGGCUUGUUAUCAGUUUCUUUAGAAAAAAAUGGACUCACAGAAAAAUGGCAGUAUAGGUUUAACGCUCCUAUUGUCCGUGUUUGGAAUUGGAAUGGUAUGGAAUUAAACGAAGUGAACUUAUUUUUAUCUAAAAAUGCACCACAAUUAGUAACACCCACAUCACUGUUACCGUCAAUUUAUAUUGGUAUACAUAAGAAACAAUUAUAUAUCUAUGAAUCUCUAGAAAUGCAAAGUAUUCUUAAAUCACACACAGGCACAGAAUUAAUUGAGGCUGAGAGUACUAGCUUAACGAAAAUUCCAUGGAAGCCUAUAUCUGCUUCUAAUGAGAUCACAGAAGAUGAUUCCACUGCUUUGUCGGUAUUGCAUAAUUCAGAAUAUGUAAACGGCAAUGGAUAUUAUUUGUAUACUGAGCAGGCUCUCAAAGAAAAAGAUAGCCAGCAUUGUGAAAAAAAUCAUAGUAACGUCAUAGACACUGUUGAUGUUGAAGAAGAAGCGAUUUACACUGGCUUCCUGUAUUAUUUAUCCACUUAUCUCAGAUAUUACAAAGAGUUUGUUUUAAUGGUAUUUACAAUACUUAUAGUCUCAUAUAAAGUUUGGACUAAAAACCACCCUAAACAUAAAGAAAUAAUAAUUAUAGAGAAGCCAGUAGAGGCCCGUAUAACUACUCGGCCUGAUAGGCAAAUAUCAGAUAAAAGUGAAGGAUUUACAUCAAGAUUUCAGGAAGACUAUGACACAAUCCAGUGUCUUGGAAAAGGCGGUUUUGGAGUGGUUUUUGAGGUGAAACAGAAAUAUGAUGAUUGUCAUUAUGCUAUCAAAAGGAUUACUUUACCUAAUGAAGAAACAUCUAGAGAUAGAGUUAUGAGGGAAGUAAAGGCAUUAGCAAAAUUAGACCACAAAAAUAUUGUAAGAUACUUUUCAUGCUGGCUUGAACAUCCACCAUUAGGCUGGGAGGAAGAACAUGACAAAAAUUAUUUAGAGUUAUCUAUGUCUGGUAAUUUUACUGCAUCUGGAAUCACCAAAUCUACUGCCGUAAAGAGAACCAAAUCACAUUCCAUUUGUAUUCCGCUGUGCUCAAAUGAUGAACCGAGUUUUGAUAGUGAAAGUGAUCAUGAUGAGACUGGCUAUAGUGAUGAUGACGAUGACGAUUCUUUUGUUGUAUUUGAAAAUGACGAGGAUGAAUCAAAUCAGACUGAAAGCACUGCAAUUUGCUGUAAAGAUGAACUACCUCUUGUCCCAUUUAAACAAAACACUACCAGCAAGUAUGUUGGUGAAAACGAUGAAAUCAAAUCAUUUGGUAGUGAAGCAGUAUCAUUGUCUGAGCAUUUGCAAAAGAAGAUCAACUGGAAGCGGCCAGAGAGGAAGCAUUAUUCUUGGGAUUUGUCUCAAACUAACUUAAUGCAAGUUAUAUCUCCGACUCCUCCAACUUACCUUUAUAUUCAGAUGCAGCUGUGCCAAAAGGAGAGUUUGAAAGAGUGGUUGCAUAGUCAUUACAACAGAGACUACAGUGAAAUGUUGAAAAUAUUUUCACAAAUUAUUGAUGCAGUGGAGUAUGUACAUUUGAGAAAGCUAAUUCACAGAGACUUAAAGCCAAGUAACAUAUUCUUUUCCCUGGAUGGUCAAAUCAAAGUUGGCGAUUUUGGUUUAGUAAAAGAUGUGGAAGGAACGAUAGAUAAAGAAUUUACAAGAAGAAACCAAUCAGCUUCAUACAGGGGGCAUACAAGAGAAGUUGGAACUCAACUCUAUAUGAGCCCUGAACAAUUUAAAGGCAAAUUAUACGACUACAAAGUGGAUAUAUAUUCUUUGGGAAUAAUUCUGUUUGAAUUGCUGGUUCCUUUUAAAACUGACAUGGAACGCAUUAAGACUUUAACUGACUUGAAGGGGCAGAAGUAUCCUGAGGGAUUUCAAAAUAAAUUCCCUUCGGAGUUUUCUUUACUGCAAGAAAUGCUCAAUGAGAAUCCAUCCAAGAGAUUAACAACCAUUGGGAUAAAAGCAAGAAAACCAUUCAGCAAAAUUACGAAUAUUCACCCGAAGAAGAUUAUAACUUAAAAAGUUUCCAUAUGUAAUUUUCGAAAUUAUUUUUUACAUAGUCAUUUUUGUUUGAUUCUUUGUGACAUUGACUAAGCAUCAUUUGUGCAUGGACUAGCAUUCUUAGAUGUUAAAGAAUCUGUGAUUGUAUUAUUUACCGAUUUUAUAUCAGUCCUUUUUUUAAGUCUGCUGCAAAUUUAAUUAUUUUGCAGUUUUUUACAUCAUAAGAUAUGAAAUAUUUUGACUGUUAAAGUAGACUUAGGCAAUAUAAGACUUGUGAUACGCUACUGAUAUAGGGUUAGAACUCUGUAUGUUUUAAGUAUUCGGGAGACUAUUUUUAGUCUCUUUUUAUUAUCUCUUAGGUUUAUUCCUCCGUUUGUCUUACUUGGACAAAAAUAAAACAUUAUUUUUUA
Molecule: messenger RNA, 3815 nt
Organism: Sitophilus oryzae (rice weevil)
Lineage: Eukaryota; Metazoa; Arthropoda; Insecta; Coleoptera; Curculionidae
Gene: PEK
Product: eukaryotic translation initiation factor 2-alpha kinase
Exons: 11
Coding region: 706-3423 (905 amino acids)
Biological process (GO): protein phosphorylation
Molecular function (GO): protein kinase activity; ATP binding; protein binding
Source: RefSeq, a predicted model, not a curated record